This is a messenger RNA of Catharus ustulatus (Swainson's thrush), 1722 nucleotides long. Its product is annotated as secretory carrier-associated membrane protein 1-like. Lineage: Eukaryota; Metazoa; Chordata; Aves; Passeriformes; Turdidae. The transcript is spliced from 9 exons. Gene Ontology annotation, cellular component: recycling endosome membrane; trans-Golgi network membrane. The record is from RefSeq and is a predicted model, not a curated record. Gene Ontology annotation, biological process: protein transport. The coding region runs from base 273 to 1286 and encodes 337 amino acids.
CGGGUGUUGGGCACCUGAAUUGCUCCCACUGAAGUCACAGGAUUACUUGAGUCACUAGAGCUAAGUAUAUGGGAGCUAAAACUCUUCCAACCUGUACUCUGUCCUGCUCGCCUUGGAAGUGGGAGCUUUUUCUCUUUUCCAGGGCUUCUCCGCUCCGCAAUCUCGCUUCCGGCGCAGCCAUUUUGUUCUUUGGCUUGUCGGGGUUGGAGUUGGGUCGCAGCAGUUGGUGACAGCGGCUCCUCAGUGAUUGUAGCGACACGCUUGCGCCUGCCAUGUCGGACUUCGACAACAAUCCAUUUGCUGACCCGGACCUCAAUAAUCCCUUCAAGGAUCCUUCUGUUACACAAGUGACAAGAAAUGUUCCACCAGGACUAGAUGAGUACAAUCCUUUCUCCAAUUCAAGAACACCUCCUCCAGGAAAUGUGAGAAUGACUCAUGUAUCCAGUGCCCAACCAGCAAUAAUGAAAGCAACAGAAGAAUCACCUGCUUACACACAACUUUCAAAGGAACAUGCCUUGGCCCACACAGAACUGCUAAAACGUCAAGAAGAACUGGAAAGAAAAGCAGCUGAAUUAGAUCGCAAAGAAAGGGAAAUGCAGAGUGUCAAUCAGCAGGAGGGUAGAAAAAAUAACUGGCCACCUCUUCCUGAUAAUUUUCCAGUAGGUCCAUGUUUCUACCAAGACUUUUCUGUAGACAUUCCAGUAGAAUUCCAGAAGACAGUAAAGAUUAUGUACUAUUUGUGGAUGUUCCAUACAGUGACACUGUUUCUUAAUAUCUUUGGAUGUUUGGCCUGGUUUUACAUUGAUCCUACAAGAGGGGUUGAUUUUGGAUUGAGUAUUCUCUGGUUCUUGCUUUUUACCCCUUGUUCCUUUGUCUGCUGGUACAGACCACUUUAUGGAGCUUUCAGGAGUGACAGUUCAUUCAGAUUCUUUGUGUUCUUCUUUGUAUAUAUCUGUCAAUUUGCCAUACAUGUACUUCAAGCUGCAGGAUUUCAAAGAUGGGGAAACUGUGGGUGGAUUUCAUCUCUUACUAGUCUUAAUAAGAGUAUCCCUGUUGGCAUUAUGAUGACAAUCAUAGCUGCACUUUUCACAACAUCUGCUGUUAUUUCAUUAGUUAUGUUUAAAAAGGUGCACAGUCUUUACCGCACUACUGGCGCUAGUUUUGAGAAAGCGCAGCAGGAGUUUUCAACAGGAGUGAUGUCCAACAAAACUGUACAAAGUGCUGCAACCAACGCCGCAUCAACAGCAGCAACCAGUGCAGCUCAGAAUGUGUUCAAGGGUAACUAAUUGUAGAGAAAUAUAAUAAAUCAUGACAGUUCUCUUCCUCUGUACUUUAUUUUCCAGUCACUUAUUAUAUUCCCUAAAAGCAUUUAUCAGGAUACACACAGAAUACUUGUUUAUUCUGCAGCAGUGCAUAGGUAAAAUGGGAAAUGUUUGUUAUUUUAUAAUAAAUUUAUUUUUGAAAGAUAACCAUUCUCUGUGCUUAUUUAAAAUGUGGCAUUUUGGAAUAAUAAGAUUUCCCUAUUUAGGGAGGAUAAGCAAUUUCAAAAAUUGACUUGGGAAUGAAUUGUGGUAUAUAAUGAUCAAAUAAAUAUAUUAUGAAUUUGGAAGUUUUUUUGGGGGUUCGCCUUGGUAUUUAUUUUUAACUUCAGGAAAGGACUUUGACUCAAUUUUUUUUCUUUGUAAGAAAUGUUUUUCCUACUUCUGCUAUAAAUGGGGUAGA